UUGUUUAUAUUGAUAGGAUAGACGGAUUUCCACUGGCUUACAAUAAUAUACGGGUGCUACAGAAAGCUGGAAAGAUGAUUUCUGACCAAACUUGUGUUCAUUUAGACAUCGAGGCUGACUUUAUCAUGUUCAAACCAGUUGUAAGCUGCAAACUGAACGGCAAAGUAAACAAGAUUGCUAAGCGACAUGUUGGAUGUUUGGUACAUGAUCAUUUCAAUGCGUGGAUACCGCAUACAUCUAGUACUGAGAAAGUAGCUGCUGACAUACUGAUGGGUGCUGAAGUUGAGUUCACAGUCCAAGACAUUUCAACAAAUAGAAAUGUGCUAUCCAUCAAGGGAAAGUUUGAAAAGUUUCUCUCGCCUGUUUUACAAAAGAACAACAUAAUCACAAUAAACCCCCUUGCAGUAAAACCAAAGACCCCAAGAAAGAAAAAGAAUGCAGCUAAUACAACUGUUGUAGAUGCAAAUACAUCAGUAGAGGAAUGUGCUACAGCAAGUGAGGGAAAUGACAGUGUAACUACCAAAAAGAAAAAGAAACACCGAAAAGAGGUGACCGAUACUAGUAUGGAUGUGAGUGUAGACUCCCAAAGAGAAAGUGAAAGUAAUAUAACAGCAAAUAGUACAGUAGAUGAAGAACUGCCAAUAAAAGUAAAGAAGAAGCAUAAAAAGGAUAAGAGAAAAUCGGUUGAAGUGAAUGAAACAGUGGUAUGUGGGUCAGGAAACAUAAAUGACAGUAUAGCAUCUGUGACCUCGUGUGAACCUUUGUUUACUAGUACACAAACUGAUGAGGUAAAUAAUAACAAGGAAAAGACGAACAAAAAACAUAAAAAGAAAAAGAAAUCUGAAAAAAUUGCUGAGAUGGAUGAAAGUAAAGUCAGUGAAAAUUCAUUUGAGACUACUGGUGCUAGAGAAAGUGCCUCUGAAGAGUUAGUGCAAGAUAGUGCUUCGGUACAGGCGACAGCAAAAAGAAGGAAAAGACGUCAUGAAGACAACAAGUUUACAAACUUAAAGGAAAGUAUACAUAAUGAUUCCGACCUGGCUGUGCCAAGUCCUGUUAAAAAGCUCAAGAAACACAAGAAACUUGUAAUAGACUUUGACUUUGAUAGUUCUGCAGACUUUGAAGACAGCUGUAAGAUAGGAAAGAAAGAAAAGAAAAAGAAGAAACACUGAAGAAAGAUUGAUUUAUCAUGGAUUACCUUAUAAUUCCUUGAAAAAAAUGAGCUUUUAAUUUUUGAAACGUUAACGAGGAAUGAGUUGGCCGAUGAAUAUUUUCAGCUUGUUAAUAGAUUAAAUAAUUACUACCUGUUUAAGCAUUCUUAAAAUAAUUUACAUAAUUUGAUUUCUCCAAAAACGUUUAAUGAAACAUUCCAUGGUAUGAAAUGUCUGUUUUAAUCUUGCAUUUUAUGUAUAUAUCUCAGCAUGCCAUAGAAUUGGGUGUAAGUGUGAAAAUUAUAUUACACUGUACUUAGCACUUUAACGACUCACUACUUUUUGAUGUUCUGCCAAAAAAUAUUUGUGAGCAUUUGAAAUAAAUGGUAUAAAUAGUAAUAUUUUUGAUAACAAAAUAAAUAACAAGCUCUUGCGUAUUAAUUUCUAAUUUUGAAUUCUAAAAUAAUGUAUUUAGUGCUUUUUCAGUUUGCAAUGUAUUUGAUGUGAUAUGUGGGGUUAAUAAUGAUUAAAAUCUCUUCUGUA
This is a messenger RNA of Mercenaria mercenaria, 1691 nucleotides long. Its product is annotated as DNA-directed RNA polymerase I subunit RPA43-like. The record is from RefSeq and is a predicted model, not a curated record. Lineage: Eukaryota; Metazoa; Mollusca; Bivalvia; Venerida; Veneridae. The transcript is spliced from 3 exons. Bases 75 to 1169 code for a protein of 364 amino acids.